CAGGGUGGCCCCGGUGAGCCCAUGGUGUGGCACACAGAGCUGAGGCAUCAAUAAAUACCCUUGUUUCUGAUGUGCCCUGAGCUCUGGCAGGCUCAGUGGGAUGCCCUGGGUGGGAAGGGAGCAAUGCCCUGCAGGAGCAGAUCCUGCCAUCUCUGGUGGAUCCUGCAUUUGCCUGGCUGCAUCCUGCACACGCACGCAAGAGCUGCUGGAGGGCUCCAAGGCAACACUUCAGGGUUGAGGUCUGACCUGGAAAGCCCAAGGGUACCUGUGAAGCUCCCAAACCUCCCCUCACAUCAGCUCCAGUGCUGUGGGAAACUCACUGUGCUUUUUGUUCCCUCUCUUUUUGUUGGGAUGAAUCUGUGCCCUCUGCUGCUCUUCCCCAGUGCCAGUGCUGUGCCAGAGGGUCCCACAUGACACUGGCACCCAGCAUGGGCCAGACCAUGGGAAGAAAACCUGAAGCAGGGCUGCCCUCCUCCCUGGGCCACCUCCACCUGAGGUCACAGAGUGCAGUGGUGCCUGCUUGUGCCAAGGAAAGUUAAGCAGUAACUGGGACAUGGCCAUGAGAAAGCCGUGGGUGCUGGAGGGGCCAGGGAGCUCCCCAUGCAAAGGUCAUUCAGGUACAGCUCACCCAGAGUCCCUGCUGGUCCCUGUCCAAAAGCCCAUGGUGUCCCAAGCAGGGACACGGGGCAAGGGCCAAGGACCAUGCUGGGUGCUCCAGCUACUUCGGGGCAGGAGGUGGAGGGUGCAGGGCACAGCUGAGGGCUGGCAUAGGGGCAGGGUGGGCAGCGGGGCAGGCUUUCGGCAGGGGUGCUAUGGCAGGGUGUGCUGCUGGAGGGGCAGCAGCGGCUCUGGCAGUGUGGGGGGAGUGCUGGUUCUCUUAGACAUGGAGGGAGCAUCCCCAGGCAGAGGGCCUGUGGGCGGCCGGCUCCCCCAUGCGGGACAGGGCGGGGGUCUCUGGGGGAGAUGCAGGAUGUCAGGAUGGGCUGGGGCCAGGAGCAGGGGUGCCUCUCGGGUGAAGGAGGAGUGCCAAGGUGCAGCGGAAGGGUGGGGCAGAGGGUUCCCCCUCGGCAGAAGAGGGGGCCGGCGCGGCCGCCCGCCCCGGACAGACCCCGGCGGGCCAGGGAAGGGGCGGCUCUGUCCGGCCCUCCCCGCAGCUCCCGGGGCCCGCGCCGCGGGCUCGGUGCGGAGCCGUGCCGAGCUGGGGAGCUCCGCCUGUCGAGACGUGACCCCCGGGGUACCUGCCCCGCAUCCACCGGGGCAGGGUGGGUGGUCCCGUGCCCCGACGACACCGACAGCUCCUCUCGGUGCCCAGGUGUCCAGAGGAGCUGCUGCCAUGGAGCUGGGGAACAUCUCGAAGCCCACGUACGGGCCUGGCCCCGAGGCGCCGGGGAGCAGCACGCCGGGGAUGGUGGCAAUGGCACACGGCUUCCUGCGGCUGGUGCAGCCACACGCCCUGCCCAUAGACCUGAUUAAUUUUGGGCAGCCCCAGAACGGGUUCAGCCAGGAGGACAUCCGCAAGCUGCUGCUCUACGAACUGGGUUUCCUGGUCUGCGUGGCCAUUGGAGUCGUCCUCAUCAUCCUCGUGCCGCUGGUGGGAUGCUGCUUCUGCUGCUGCCGCUGCUGCGGGCACUGCGGGGGCCGCAUGUACCAGAAGCAGGGCCGGCGGAUGGGCUGCCGGCGCCGGGCGCUCUGGGCCUCUGUCCUGCUGGUCUCCGCUUUCCUCCUGGCUGGUGGUGUUUGUGCCCUCAUCAGCAACACCCGCUUCUCCCAGGCUGUGAAGAGCACCUUUCCCAAUGUGAACAACACUCUGGAUGAUGUCCAGACCUACCUGGCCUCCAUCCCCCAGCAAGUUGAUUUUAUCAUCAACAAGAGCGAUGUCCCGCUGGACUAUGCCAACCGCAGCCUCCAGGACAUUGGGCCCAAACUGGGCAGUAUGAUCGCCUCACGCAUCAGGAGCAGCACGGAUGGGGCUCUGGGGUCUCUCCAGAGCCUCUUGCAAGGGAUGGAGAUGCUGAAGGACACCUUUGCCAACAUUUCCAUCAGCCGCUCAGAGCUCGAGGAGCUGCAGAGCAACUACAGCCAGUGGUUGGUCAGCCUGCGGGACAGGCUCAACAACACCCUGCAGAAAUGUGGCCCCCCCUGCAGCCAAGUGUCCCUGGAUGGGCUCGCCUUCACUGCCAACUUCAGCACGAUCCCAGGUGUGGAGCAGCAGCUGGAGGCGCUGCGUGAGGUCUCUGAGUCAAACAUAGAGACUGAUUUAGAGGAGGUUAACAAAACACUGGGCAUGACCCCUGACAAGGUGCAAGAGCAGUCCCAAGAAGUGGUGGCAAAGAGCCAGGACCAGCUGAUCCUCGUCAGGCAGGAGAUCAGAAGGUUGCAGGAAGGGUUGCCGCUCCUGGAUGCAAAGGAGAAAGUUGGGGCCUUUGUGAAUGAUGCGACAUCGGUGCUGGAGGAGUACAGGGAGCCGAUCAUCGCCUGGGAUGGGCUCAGGUUGAUCGUGUGUACCCUCCUGUGCUGCACAGUGCUGCUGGUGGUCCUCUGCAAUGUUUUUGGGCUGCUGCUGGGGCCCCUGGGGCUGAAGGAAGGUGUGCUGCCCACACAGCGCAGCAGCCUCUCCGAUGCUGGCGGGAACUUCUUCAUGGCAGGGGUUGGUUUCAGUUUCAUCUUCUACUGGCUGCUCAUGCUGCUGGUGAUGAUCGUCUUCGUGCUAGGGGGGAACAUUUACAUGCUCUUCUGUGAGUCCUGGCACAACCAGCAGCUCUUCCAGCUCCUCGAUACCCCUGGCAAGAUCCCUAACUUCAAUCUCUCAGAGCUGCUGGGCCUGAAGGGUGACACAACAAACUUCUCAGAGAUAUACAGGCAGUGCCAGCAAGAUGCUUCCCUGUGGCAAACUCUGCACUUGGACCAGAGCGUGUCCCUGGAUGAGCUCUUGAAUAUCAGCCAGUACACAGGAAACAUCUCCACGGCUUUUGAGAAGAUGAACAUCACCCUAAGCCCCAUCUCCCUGCUCAACCAGAGCCAGAAAGACAUGCUGCUGAGUGCUAGUCAGGCUGGACAGCCUCCCAACUUCACCCUCACCCUGGAGCAGCUGGAUCAGAAUAUGACCCAGGGAAGCUUCCUGGAUCUGGCUGCAGAGCUGGAGCAGCUGGCAGGAAAAGUGGGCACAGAUGUGAAGGAGAGCCUGGAAGAUAAUGCUCACACACUGAGGGAGCUGGAAAAGGAGAUGCAGGAGAGCUUCUCUGGGCCACUGCAAAGUCUGAAGGAGAGCAUCUACUCAGUGCAGAGUGGGGCUGUCCAGCUAGAGGGACAGACAGCAGCUGCGCUGGACAAAGCCAAGAAAACCCAGGAGUUCCUGGAGAGGGAGAUGCCAAACAUCAUCAAGAACGAGACAUUGGCCUUCCUGGAGCACCUGCUGGAUUUCUUUGAGACCUACAUUUCGUGGGCCAAGAGCAGGGUGAGAGAAGAUGUGGCACGUUGCAAGCCCAUAGCUCAGUCCUUGGAUAAUGUGGAGGUCAUUGGCUGUGACUAUAUCAUGGACUCUGUGAAUGCCUUUUGGUUCAGCCUGGGCUGGUGCACCUUGUUCCUGCUGCCCAGCGUCAUCCUGGCUGUCAGACUUGCCAAGUUUUACCGCCGCAUGGAUAUUGCUGAUGUGUACAGGAAUGAAGACUUUGAGAUGCCACCAACAUUCAACGCCUACAAAAUCCCCAGGCCUUCCACAAGGCAUUAGCUCCCAUCACCUGCAGAUGGAGGAGGAAAUGGACAGACCCCCUCACUUGAAAAGUGUGACUAUUUAUUUUUGCAGGGAACCUGCCUCUUUCCAAGGCUGUAAUUUUUGAUGUCAAACAAUAAAUGGUGUGUUUGUGUGCACUGUGGGAUGUGGCUGUGCUCCUCAGGUUUAGCAGUGAUGGAAGUACGCAGGGCUAGGGGCUGGAGGGUUCCCCACUGUUGGCACAAGCUGAGCUGUGCCUGGGACCACAGGGCUUUCUGGUGUUCCCAAGUGUGCUCUGCCCACAGCCAGCCUGUGGGUGAUUACAGGAUCACUGCUCAGUGUCACCAAGACUGGGUGAUGUUCCCCUCACUGGGCAGCCCUCUGCACCUCUGACUGGGUGAGUGCCAGGUCCCUCCCUGGGACAAGCCACACAAAGAGCCUCCUGUCUAUGAAGUGCCACCCCAAGCUGUCCCCAGCACAUAAGCACUUCCCUCUGGCAACUCUAGCACGUAUCAUCUGUGGAUUUCCAGUGAGUUUAUGGGGUGCUUGCAGCCCACACCUCCUCUCUGCAAGAUAUGGUGCCAUGGGUACUUCCUGUGCCCACCCCUGCACACACCGUGCUCUGCACAGAAAAAGCUGCAUGCACAGAUAAAUCAGGGUGACUUGGUCUAGAGCCUUGGGGUGAGUUCAGGUAUUGCUUUGUGCUGCUCCUUGGUGCAAGUGCAGGGCCCAUCCCGAAAGCUGUGUCAGGCACAGGGGAUAUACGUGAGCAGCUUGACUCAUUUCCUUUGUAGCAAAGUCCAAGUUUCUCUGGAGCACAGUGAGAGGGCCAGGCCAGCUCCCCCUCCACUACGUGCAUCUCUUACUGUUUUUCCCACUUGCCUUCAGAUCUAAUUGCUAGUUUUUCCUUUGGGCUUUAUCUGAGGCUGCACCGGCCUUACCUCCUGCUGUCUCCCCCCAGCAGAGUGUGACUGCAGCGAGAGCCCUGUGCUUGCCUAUCAGUCAGCUCAAUCUGUCCUUCAGAUUGCUUUGGCCCCUGCUUCCCCCAGGGCUGCUCACCCUUCCUGGUUCUUGCCGUGAGAUAUCCAGCAACCCCUUGGAAAGCAUUCAGCUCAGUUUUUGGCCCUGGACCCUCAGCCUCCAGAAUUCUACUUCCUGUUUGUCUGGGGCCCAUACAUGGAGGCUUCUGCCCCCAGGGCUCAGGCUGUCCCUACUGCGUCAUGUUCCCGCUUCCUCUUCCCUUGCUGUGCCUCGGGGAUGCCUGCUCACACAGGACUGCUGCUGGCUUCAGUUUCUGCUUGCUGGCUUUGUGGACAUUGCCUCUUCCCUGCUCUCUGUUUUCUGCAGAGCCAGUGCUGGCAGGCAGGGAGCUUCACCCUCAUUUACUGUGGCAACCUGCAUCCAAACCCAGCCCUGGCAAUGAAGAUAUUCCCCCAAAUGACUGCACAGCCUUUGCCAGGGUGUGGGGCUUGCUCUCAGCAGCUCCCCAUUCAGUGCAGCUCCAGGGCAGUGUUCCAAUCGCUGGAGCCAUGAGGCUCUAAGAGGUGUUGGGGUCCAUCCAUUAUCCUCCUCCCAAACAGCCCUGGGAGGUGGGUGAGAGCAGAGUCUGGCAAGGCCACCAGCUGCCUGGAGAGGAGGCAAGGACAGCUCAUUACAGAAUGCCCUCAGUGGAUGCCACCAGCUCUCCUGCUCUCCUUUCAGGCCCCGCUCCCUCUGCUCACGUGUGGCAGCUGCCAGAGUGAGAGGGAAACUCAGAGUGCCCCAUGGCCAAAGCACAAGGGACCCCCCACCAAGGAAGGUCUCAUCAAUAGACAGCCAGUCUCUAGGGAACCAUUGCAGCAGUUCCUCUUCCUCUUUGCCAGGCCUUUUUCCACCACAGGGACUUUCCGCAGCCAAGCCCUUCUCUGGGGGAGACUCUGCCACCUCUUUACAGUGGUUUCACAAACAAUAAUCUCCAACGACAGCUCUGACACUGGCAGCAGGAUUUUGCUGAGCCAGCCAGGUGCUCUCUGUAGCUAGUUUUCCUAAAAAAUAGAGAAUUUGCAGCUCUUGAGAAAAAAAUCCUCCCUUCCUCAACUCUCUGUUGGGCCCAGCCACAGCCACGCACGGCCUGGGUGGCCCUUCCCUGUGGCACAUAGCUCCUGCUUGCCUGUGCAGACUCCUGCCUCUGUGGCUUCAUAGUGGUAAGCAGCUGAGUACCACAGAGGGCACGAGCUAGCUGGGCAUGCUCUCUGAGCCCAGCU
Messenger RNA from Pyrgilauda ruficollis (rufous-necked snowfinch), 5952 nucleotides. RefSeq names its product prominin-1-A-like. The record is from RefSeq and is a predicted model, not a curated record. Gene Ontology annotation, cellular component: microvillus; apical plasma membrane; prominosome. Gene Ontology annotation, molecular function: cholesterol binding. Lineage: Eukaryota; Metazoa; Chordata; Aves; Passeriformes; Passeridae.